Messenger RNA from Aphis gossypii (cotton aphid), 2453 nucleotides. Its product is annotated as mitochondrial import inner membrane translocase subunit Tim17-B. Gene Ontology annotation, molecular function: 5'-3' DNA exonuclease activity; damaged DNA binding; transmembrane protein transporter activity. The record is from RefSeq and is a predicted model, not a curated record. Gene Ontology annotation, biological process: double-strand break repair via nonhomologous end joining; protein import into mitochondrial matrix; protection from non-homologous end joining at telomere. Lineage: Eukaryota; Metazoa; Arthropoda; Insecta; Hemiptera; Aphididae. The transcript is spliced from 2 exons. Bases 345 to 1568 code for a protein of 407 amino acids. Gene Ontology annotation, cellular component: mitochondrial inner membrane; TIM23 mitochondrial import inner membrane translocase complex.
UUUGUUGUGACAUAUUUUUAAAAAACCUGUGGAUAGUCUUCAUUUUGUUAUUGAUCGUUUUUAUAAAAUCAAACAAUUUACAUAUAAGAUGAUCUUUGGAUUAAAUAUCUAUAUUUUAAAUAGGUAGACUUAUUCUUCAUAAUUUUGAGUUUAUGGCGGGAAUAUAUAUGUUUCUUACAACCUCCUUGAAAUUCAGAAGGUUUGAAUAAUGAUAUUAAUUUCUAACCUAAAUAUCAUUGAUAAAAAUAUUAAAAGUAUUAAACUAUUAAAUAAAAUGCACAGAAUAGAAAAAAGAAAUAAGAAUUAAGAAUUUUCUUCAGCGUUUGUUGUUCUGCUAAACGAAAAUGUCUACCUUUGGUGGAAAAUUAGAAGAGAAGGAAUUAUCAUUCAUUGGCAUUGAUUCUUUUGAGUCACAUUUGCUGAGUUGUUCUACUUUUAUGUUGUCCCAUUUUCAUAAAGAUCACAUGCGUGGAAUUCAAGAUCAUUCUUUUCAAGUGGCAUUCAAUAAUACUAAAAACAAUAUGAUGCUUUAUGCAUCACCAUUAACAAUAACAUUUUUAAAGCGCAAUAAAACCAUUCAUCUUAGAGAAGAUAAACUUGUAUCUCUUGAAAUUGGUUUCCCUAAUUUAUUGAAAGUGCAUUCAGAUAAUUUUGAAUACAUUUGUGUGACCUUAUUACCAGCUGGACAUUGUCCAGGAUCAGUAAUGUUUUUGAUUGAAGCUGGUGCACAUCGUAUUUUGUAUACUGGAGAUUUCCGAAUACAAUUACAAGAUCUCAAACUAUUCAAACCACUUUUGAUAGAUAAAGAAGGUAAUGAUGAUCCAAAGAAUAUAUCUGCAUUGUAUUUAGACACUACUUUUGCAUCAAAAAAUUAUUAUGAAUUUCCAAUGAGAAAGGAAAGUAGUGCUAACUUGAUAAAAGUAGUUGAAGAGUGGUUAAAUCAAGACCCUAAUAAUAAAAUUUGUCUGUGGAUGCCUGGAUAUGUAGGUAUAGAAUAUGCCAUAGUUGAAGUUGCUAAAUAUUUCAAAUGCCCUAUUCAUGUGCAUAAACAAAAAUAUGAUGAAUUGUAUAGUUCAAUAGCAGAAUUAGAUAAUUAUGUAACUCCAAUUUACACUAAUAAUAGAAUACACGCGUGUUCAAAAAAUGAAUGUGACACUGAUAAUGUUAACUGUAUGCAAUUAAACAAAAAUGUAAAAUGUGUACAGCUUAAUGCUCUAGCAUUUACUAAAGAUGUGAUAAGCACAGGUGGCCAUGUAAUUGUUAAAAAUAAUAUAACCAGAGUUUGUUAUUCUAGCCAUCCUAGUUGUAAGGAGUUAAGAGAAAUUGUCAGGUUUCUUAAUCCAGAAAAAUUAUAUUUUAAUGUAAUAGUUAAUCAAACAUAUAAAGAGAUAUAUGAUAUUUUAACCGAAAACAAUUGGACUCCUAGAGCAGUGAAGGAAGUUGUUCAAGAAAAUCCAAAAGUGGUUUUAAAACUCUCCAACAGAUUUAAAUUCAAUCAUAAUGUACAAAAUAAAACAGAAGAUACAUUCAACAAAAGACCAAGACUCGAAUCUCCCGAAAGAGAAUGAAUCUUAAACUUAUUUAAUUAUAAUUUUUAAAUAAAAAGAUAUUAUAUUGUAAAGUACUAUUAUUUGAUUAGUAUAGUGUUACUAUUAGACUUGAGGCGUUUGAAAUGUGGUGCUAUAGAAGGAUGCUAAGGAUAAGCUGGGUGGAUAGAGUAACCAAUGUAGAAGUACUGGAAAGACUAUCAGAUGGAAAGUCACUAUGGAAUAACAUAGUCAGAAGGCGAAAUGAAUGGAUAGGCCAUAUCAUAAGACACGAAGGAUUGUUGAAAUCGAUAAUAGAAGGAACAAUAGAGGGAAAUAACCGUAGGGGUAGACCAAGAUUGGAAUUCAUUCAACAGAUAAUAAAGGACCAAGGAUGUAACUCGUAUGUGGAAAUGAAAAGGAAGGCAGACAGGAGAGAAGACUGGAAGAUGGCUGCAAACCAAUCUACGGAUUGAAACCAUAGAGAGAGAGAGAGAUAGUGUUACUAAAUCAAAUGUUGAAAUACUAUCAAAUUUGUGUGUAUGUGUAAAUAAACUUUAAUGUUUUUAUGUUUUAAAUAAAUAAAAUUCACAUUAAAUAGGUAGUAUACAAUAUAUAAAUAUCAAGACACUUGUAUAAAUUGUUUCUAAAAAUAAAAUUGUAAGGUAAUAGUUUUUGAGAUAAAAAUCUAUCGGUUAUAAAAUUAUACCUAAGUGUAUUAUUUAUAAUUACAAUGAAUUACAAUAAUAUUGGUAUUAAUAAUAACUAGGUUUUUGAAUAAUCAUUUUGUUAGAAAUCUCCUAACAAACAUUUAAUGAUUAAUAAAUGCUUAUGAUUUUAUUUUCAUAGAUAUUUUAGUAAUGAAUACUAUUUGGCUUUUCAGAUAUAUUAAAAACCUCGUACAUAAAUAAAACACCAUGGAAGAAU